Brassica oleracea var. oleracea is the source of this 625-nucleotide messenger RNA. RefSeq names its product malate dehydrogenase 1, mitochondrial-like. The transcript is spliced from 3 exons. Gene Ontology annotation, molecular function: L-malate dehydrogenase (NAD+) activity. The coding region runs from base 318 to 578 and encodes 86 amino acids. NCBI's taxonomy places the organism in Eukaryota, Viridiplantae, Streptophyta, Magnoliopsida, Brassicales, Brassicaceae. Gene Ontology annotation, cellular component: mitochondrion; cytoplasm. The record is from RefSeq and is a predicted model, not a curated record.
UGUUGUCUAAGUUCCUGAAUUGUGUCUGCAGAAGUUAACGUUCCUGUAAUUGGUGGUCAUGCUGGGGUUACUAUUAUCCCACUCCUCUCUCAGGCUUACCUCUCUCUCACUUCCUCUCUAUGUUUGGUUGAAUGUCUAAUUUAUUACUACCCGUGGUUGUUCUUUGUUUGACUAAGUCACUCUGUUAGUAAACAAUGUAGGCCACUCCUCAAGCUAAUUUGUAAGGUGACGUACCCACCGCCCUCACCAAGCGUACUCAAGAUGGAGGCACAGAAGUGGUGGAGGCUAAAGCAGGAAAAGGUUCAGCUACAUUGUCGAUGGUCUAUGCUGGAGCGCUAUUCGCUGAUGCAUGCUUGAAGGGACUCAACGGAGUUCCAGAUGUUGAAGAAUGCUCGUACGUGCAAUCCACAAUCACUGAGCUUCCUUUCUUUGCCUCAAAGGUGAGGUUGGGGAAGAACGGUGUGGAGGACGUUCUUGAUUUGGGACCACUCUCAGACUUUGAGAAGGAAGGGUUGGAAGCACUGAAGCCAAAGCUCAAGUCUUUCAUUGAGAAGGGAGUUAAGUUUGCCAACCAAUGAGUAAAUCGACUUGAGUCUAUUUGUCCAAUUUACGGUUAUAAUCCAUG